Messenger RNA from Leptopilina boulardi, 1762 nucleotides. Its product is annotated as homeobox protein engrailed-2b. Lineage: Eukaryota; Metazoa; Arthropoda; Insecta; Hymenoptera; Figitidae. The record is from RefSeq and is a predicted model, not a curated record. Gene Ontology annotation, biological process: neuron differentiation; regulation of transcription by RNA polymerase II. The transcript has 2 exons. The coding region runs from base 628 to 1161 and encodes 177 amino acids. Gene Ontology annotation, molecular function: RNA polymerase II cis-regulatory region sequence-specific DNA binding; DNA-binding transcription factor activity, RNA polymerase II-specific. Gene Ontology annotation, cellular component: nucleus.
UUUUUUACGCUAGUUUUUAGUUUUCUAGUAAAAUAAUAUUUUUGAUUAGGUUUUUAAAAUAAUAUCAAAAAUUCUCCGUCACUUGUGAAUAAAAUUCUAGUUAAAAAAAAAAAAAAUGAUUUCGAAGUGAAUCAAUAUAUUAUUAUAUAAAUAUAUAAGCAGAUUGAAUUGUAUAUUAUUAUAUAUAUGGUAAAGAGGCACUCGUGCUUUUAUAUGUAUUAUCUAUCUGUCGGGAUAUUUACAUCCAAGGGUUCUAAGUAUUACUGGAUUAGCCUCACGACCCCUGUGGCUUUUUGAUUACAUUUUGCUCGAGUGCACCUAGUGCAUCUGGCUCCCCCCUCCUUGUUUCUCUCUUUUUUUUACCAUAAAGAACAUAUAUAUAUAUAUAUAGAUUCACAGUAUCAAUUACAUUGUUGUUAUUAGGUAGCAAAAAGAUCUGGCCGCAGAUAAAAGAGCAAAACACAAAAGGACAGGUAGUCCCUUGCUUUCACUUGCGAUAAUCAUCAAAAGCAACUAUGCGACUAAUUCAGAUUCAUUUAUUGUCGAAACCGGGCAUCAAUAGUGCGGAUAAAAUAUAUAUUAUAAAUUUAGCUACCCUGCCCGUUAGAGUUUCAGUUCAUUUUCAAAAUGAGCGAACAACGCAUCACACAAAAAACGAGUGACUUUAGUAUUGAACGAAUAUUAUCGACAAAUAUUUCAUUUAAUCGAAAAAAUGAUUUUCAAUUAAGAAAUAAAAUUGAAAAAGAGGAAAAAUCAAAAGAAGAAGAAGAAGAAGAAGAAGAAGACGAGGAGUUUAAAAAAUCCGAAAGACUACAAUCCGGAAGUAUAUCUAACGAUGAAGAAAAAAAUCAACGAUUUGGUUUAGAAAAAGAACUUCCAUGGCUACAUUGCACAAGAUAUAGUCCUCCAAAAUUGCCAAGACGACAAACCACUAAACAGAGAAAACGAAGACUUGGUUCACAACCUCGGAUUCCAUUUACAAAAAUUCAAAUUCAAAUAUUGGAGGAAAAAUAUAAAAUUAAUGCCUAUCUUUCAAGAAGAGACGUCAUACAACUUGGUGGAAUUUUAAAUCUACCGCAAAAUCGAGUAAAAAUCUGGUUUCAAAAUCGUCGCGCAAGAGAAAGAAAAGAAACUCAAUCUAACAAUAUUAGUGUCAUAUAAAAAAGAAAAUUUUUUUUUUAAUUCGACAGAAUCUACUGUAAAAAAUAUUGUAUUUAUUUUACUUUAUUUAUACUUUUUUGAAAUAAAGAAGAAAAAAAAACCACCAGUGACUUAUUUGAAAAAAAAAAUUAUUUAUCAAAGUAAAUAUUUGCAAAAAAAAAUAAAAAGUUCUCAAUGAAAAAAUGUAACUGGGAAAAAAAGAAACAAAUUUUUUUUUUUUUAAAAGAUGAAAGUAAUUAAAUAUUUUAUAUUGGGCUCAUCUUAUUCUCAAAUUUAAAUAUUUAUAUAUAACGAUACGAGCUAAAAGAGUCUUCAUUUUAACUCAUUACACUUUAAAAAAAAAAAAAAUCACUCCUUAAUCAGUGCAAAGAUUUUGCGUGCAAGCAAUACUAUAUAGGAGAUCGUACAAGCUUUAAUUAUCGAUUUUUUUUUAAAAACUGUUGCUAAUCUUAUAAUUAGUCUAAUUGAUUUUUGUUUAUUCUUUUUUUUUGUUGCUGUUGUUUUUGUUUUUCUUUUUUUUUUUUACCACUUUGGUGCCAAAUCAUCAGCUUUCAGACACGAAAAAUUUAUUCAUUUCAAAUAAUAAUGCACUAAAAUUGGU